Ipomoea nil (Japanese morning glory) is the source of this 1309-nucleotide messenger RNA. Its product is annotated as protein MKS1-like. Gene Ontology annotation, cellular component: nucleus. Lineage: Eukaryota; Viridiplantae; Streptophyta; Magnoliopsida; Solanales; Convolvulaceae. The transcript has a single exon. Bases 257 to 931 code for a protein of 224 amino acids. The record is from RefSeq and is a predicted model, not a curated record.
GUGAAAUAGUAUGCUUUUCCCCCGAUCAUUAAUUAGUUUUAUAUAUAUAUAUAUAUAUAUUUUUUAAAUAUUAAUUAUUUAAUUGGUUUUUUCCUUAAACCUCUUAUAAUUAAAAUAUUCGAAGAAGUGAGUAGUGGGCAUAGUAAUUCCAGAGUACAUCUACCGUGUUCCCCUUUUGUGCUGUUGUCUCUUCUCCUUUCUCCUUUAGAUUGUUUUACUUUCCAUCUCCCCGUGACCUCGCUACUGCUCUUCGUUGAUGGACCCACCACUAUCGGGGUUUUCCUCCGGCACCGGCGAAAGGCCGUCACCGACGAGGAGGGAACUGCAACUGCAGGGCCCUCGCCCAACUCCACUUAGAGUCAACAAGGAUUCCUACAAAAUCAAGAAGCCACCGGUUGCUCCGCAGCAGCCACAACAACCAGCUGCUCCGGCGGCGGCGGCGGCUACGACGACCCAGAAUCAGCCGGUUAUUAUCUACUCGGUGUCUCCAAAAGUGAUCCACACAACGGUGAGCGACUUCAUGGGCGUGGUGCAGCGGCUGACGGGGUCGUCCUCUUCGCAGGUGGGGCAGACGUCGGGGUCUACGAGUGGAUCCGGCGACUUGUCCCCGGCGGCGAGAUUAGCUUCGAUUGAGAAAACAAGUCCGUCAGAGAGAGAAAGGGAGAGACACAGAGACACGGAACAAAUUGAAGUAUCGGCGAUAAUUGAAAAUUCAAGUGUUGAAAUGGGGCAGAUCCCGGGAAUAUUAUCGCCUGCGCCGACGUCUUUACUUCCGAUAUCUCCACCGGGGCUGUUCUCUCCGGCGUCGGACCCGUGGAUGUUGAUGCAGAUGAACAACAUGUUCCCCAGCCCGUCGGCGUUGUUUUCAGCUCCACUGGUUUCUCCUUCUCCUUCCUCAUUACAUGAUCUCUCUCCAUUCUUUGACUUUUGAGUAAAGACUUUUCAUGUUUUCCUCUAUCUUAUUUAUUUAUUUAUUUAAUUUGGGGGAAUAGGAAAAGUAAUUUUGUAAUUUCCAGACUGAGAGGAGGUUAAAAUAGUCUUCGAAGAAAGAAAGAAAGAAAGAAAGAAAAACGACAAAACAAAUGUGAAAAGAAAUAUUGAGUUGAGCUGGCGUGGGGACUGGGUAUAUUUUGUACUGUACUUAGAAAAUUCUUACCAAAUACCAGACUAACCGUGUAAUGUUACUGAAAAUUAUGUUUUGUAUUUUUCUCUGUCUGGUCAUUUUCUUUAGCAUAGUGAAAUGGACUUAGUGACAUUCACUAUUUAUACUCUUACCAUAAUCCAAUACACUUGCAUCAUAUUCUUUAUU